Funneliformis mosseae is the source of this 333-nucleotide messenger RNA. The record is from the annotation of a GenBank genome assembly. Lineage: Eukaryota; Fungi; Glomeromycota; Glomeromycetes; Glomerales; Glomeraceae.
ACAAAGCCAAGAAAUGUUAAUUUAAUUGAAGUUUUCACAGAUGACGAAGAGGAAGAGGAAGAGGAAACAUCUGAAGUUUAUUCAAAUAAAGAGAUGAAUCUUAGGACUCGUAUCAUUAACUCAACUGAAAUAGAAAUAGAAUUCACCCCUAAACAAAAAUCAGUUAAAAGAGCACGAAAUCCUUCCAGAAUUGAUAACUUUGCACCAUAUAAUAUAGCUGAUGAUAUCCUAUCAAAACAAUCUUCUGCGACCCUAGGACAAUGGUUACAAAUACCAGCUCAAAGAAGGAAUUUAGCAAAUGCCUUAAGACGUCAUCUUAUAUCAACACCUAGU